UCCCUCUCUUUUCUCAUUGCUCCAACCAAGGCGUCACUUUUCUCCUCCUCCUAAAAUCUCUCCACCAAACUUCUACUCUUCAAUGGCUUUCACAUGGUGGUUUUAGUUUCUCCAUAGCUUGAAUUUCAAUUCAGGAACGUGAGUACUAAGUGGGAGAAUCAACAAAGUAAACCAAUUUAGAGGGAGAGAUCAUCCUUUUUCAAACAACAUGACAAGAGGCACCAAGACUUUCACGUUCUUCAUCUUCCUCCUGCUAGCUGUGCUUCCAUCCUUUGUUGUUUCAGAGUGUACAUGUGAUAAAGAAAAUGGAGAUCGUGACAGAGCCAAAGCUCUCAAGUACAAACUAGCAGCUAUAGCUUCUAUUAUCACUGCGAGUGCCAUUGGAGUUUUGAUUCCAUCGUUUGGAAAGAUUGUCCCAGCGUUACGACCUGAGAAGGACAUCUUCUUCCUCGUCAAGGCCUUCGCGGCCGGCGUCGUAUUAGCCACCGGAUUUGUUCACGUGCUUAACGAUGGGUUCAAUAACUUGACCUCUCCUUGCUUGAGUGAACAUCCAUGGGCAAAGUUUCCCUUCACUGGUUUUGUAGCUAUGUGUACAGCUAUGGGAACCCUAAUCGUAGAAACAUUUGCCAUGGCGCAUUUCAAGAAACUUAAUAUGAGGAAAGUCCAAACAGAGGCCAAUGGAAAUGAUGAAGAGAAAAACUCAGAACAUGAUGAUGGAGAAAGUCAUCAUCUUCAUACUGAUCAUCAUGCAAUACAUGGUCAUGCUCAUCAUGGGUCGACUGGUUUUUCUGAGACAUCUCAACUACUUCGUCACAGGAUCGUAGCACAGGUAUUGGAGCUGGGGAUAAUAGUGCAUUCAGUGAUAAUAGGACUUUCUAUGGGAACAUCUGAGAGUCCUCAAACCAUAAAGCCCCUGAUUACUGCUAUGGCUUUUCAUCAAUGUUUUGAGGGCAUGGGCCUUGGAAGUGUUAUAUCUCAGGCAAAGUACAAGAACAGAACCUUAGCAAUCAUGGCAUUGUUCUUUGCUCUGACAACUCCGUUGGGAAUAGCGAUUGGUAUUGGAGUUACAAAUGUGUACGAUGCAAAUAGUCAGACUGCUCUUCUCACUGAAGGAAUCCUGAGUACAGCAUCUGCAGGACUCUUAAUCUAUAUGGCACUUGUUGAUCUUUUAGCUGCUGAUUUCAUGAUUGAGAGAAUGCAAAGCAAUACUCGUCUUCAAAUUGGAGCAACUAUUUCUAUGCUUAUGGGUUCUGGUUUAAUGUCUCUUUUAGGAAAAUGGACUUGAAACUUAUUGCUACUUGUAAUAUUUUUGUUAGAAUUUGUGUGAGAGUCAACGCUUAUUUAUUUGUAAUAUUUAAGAACUUGUGUGAGAGUCAGUUCAAUCAGCUCUUUCUAGAGAGCUAUUUCAAGGGCAGUGUGAUUUAUCAUCAAGCAGCAGCAUAUAAAUAUUGAUCGGCUUCAUGCGCUCCCUCAAUACUUUACGUGAGAGAAGCCUCAAGUCAUCUAUGAAACUACUUGUAGGAUCAGUCUGGCUGCCCCAUCAGAUCUGUAAUAUCCUUUGGGAUUAAUCAUCUCAUUUCUGUACGAUUCAAACUGUCGGUUUGUAUUAUCUUGUAUGCUCGUAUAUUAUAUUUGAAUUCAAUAAUUGACUCUCAUAGUGCUGGU
Molecule: messenger RNA, 1665 nt
Organism: Prosopis cineraria
Lineage: Eukaryota; Viridiplantae; Streptophyta; Magnoliopsida; Fabales; Fabaceae
Product: zinc transporter 8-like
Exons: 4
Coding region: 209-1285 (358 amino acids)
Biological process (GO): zinc ion transmembrane transport
Cellular component (GO): plasma membrane
Molecular function (GO): zinc ion transmembrane transporter activity
Source: RefSeq, a predicted model, not a curated record